AUGGAGGAGGCAGGAGGGCCCCCGGCUCAGGGUGAGGCCCGAGUGGUGAGUACCAGGCUGACAUGGCGACAGCGGCCUCCUGCCCAGGAGGAAAUCAGACACCGUUUUCACAAGGUGUCCCUGGUGUCAGGGUCCCGGAUACAAGCCCCCCGGGAGGACACGUGCGAUUGCGAUCACAGCCACCAUGGAGAGAAUGUCAAUGGCUUUGCUGCACAGAAAGAAGAGACUGUGAAUCACCAAGGCCCCCAGGGAGGGGCUGGCUCCAAGAGCUUCCAGAGCCAUGGGCCUAUUUUCUCCAGGAAGUACACAUUACCCCACAGGGAGAAAAGGCUGCUGGGGAGGCUGAAAGAGGCUGUGGACCAGGGCAAUGGCAGCCCCCAAGACCCCAGGACUGAGCCACCAAGCCUGGGAGCCACGGCCAGGACUGAGUUUUCGGUGCCUUUGCCUGGGCCCCGUGAACCGAGCCCCCACCCAGGUGUGGGCCUUGAAGAACGGCAGGUGACACGCACUGUGAGGACCACUGUGGUGGUAGGAGGACACGUGGACCGACGGGUGAGCAGCUCUGUGACCUUGGAGCCAUCACUCCCUGGCAAGGCUCUGCCAAGGGGCCGCAGUGCUGUGCGCACGGUCCAGACAGUGGUGGUGAGCCCCAGAACUGAGGGUUCGCCAGGCCAAAGUCAGGCCCGGGAGCUGCUCAGUAGCCUAGUGCCUGCUGAGCGAAGCCCACCGGCCAGCCGGCUUCCCAGGCUCAUUGCUGCUGUGCUGAGGAGUCCAGGUCUGGGCAGUACAGGGAGCACAGCCCUGGGGCAGCUGCCUGAGAUGGAGUCAGUGCAGCCAAAAGACAGAUCUGCCCUGGCCCCUGCAGGCAUCUCAGAGUGUGCCCACCCACCUCAGAACGAGGAUGUCCCUGCCGCUUACCUAGAUCAAGACCAGGGCCGAGCCCUGGUUGCCCAUGAGGUCCCAAGGGUGCAGGGAGCCUCCAGCCCCACGCAGCUCCCUCUCCAGACCUCUCAGGACCACGUACCAGUGCCCUCCUCUCCCAGACUCCAGACCCACACCCCCUCCCUGGGACUAGUCCACCCCGCUGAGCAGCCUAUGGUGCCUACUCACCCCAGAGCUCAGCUCACUCUUGAUCCCAGGGAACCCCAGGCCCUGCCCUCUGUAAAAAGGGAAGGGCUCCCAGAUUCCAUGGUAAGGAGUGAGGUUGUUACGGUCCCUGAUAUGGUCCCUGGACAACCUCUUCCAUCCUCUACAAGAAGGAAGGCUGUCCCCAGCCCAGGAAAUCUUUCUGCUCCAUCUUCCCCAAGGAAUAAGGUUGUUCAGGACUCUGAAAAUGUCCCUAUCUUCUCCCUUACCCAGAAAGAGAUAGUGCAGAGCUCUGAUUUUCCUGCCGAACCAUCCUCCAUCCAGAAAGAGGCUGUGCAGGGUCCUAGUGCUCCUGCUGCCUCGUCCCCCAAACCAACCAAGGUUGUUCAGAGCCCAGAAGGCAGGCCUAGCACCGAGAAAGAGGCUGUCCAGGGCAUUGAAGGCAGCCUUGUCCCUUUCCUCACCAAGGAAGUGUCCAUUCAAGACCUGACUGCUCCUGCUGUCCCACUCCCUCAGAAGGAUGAGGUUGUCCAGAGCCCUGAAGGGAGCCCCAUCUCAUCUUCCACCUCAAAAGAGGUGGUCCAGGGCCCUGGUGCUUCUGCUGCCCCAUUUUCCACCGAGAAAGUGGUUGUCCAGGACCCUGCUGUUCUCCCAGCUCCCUCCUCAGUGGGCAAGAUGCCCCCCAGCCCAGGAGGCCCCCCUGCCCCAGUGCCGAUGGGAGCAGAGGCCAGCCUGGAGUCCCAGCUUGUUCCUGACUCCACUGAGGGCAAGGUGGUCCCAGAGCCAUCGAGGGAGGACGAGGUGGCCCUGGCGGCUGACCUGGAGAUUUUCUUGGAUACCCUGCGGAGCAUGGAGCCCCCCAAGAUCCUUCACACUCACCGGUUGCCACGAGCCCCCCGCUCUUCUUACCUGGCCAUGUAUGCCACGCUGCCUGCCAUUGAGGAGGACCAGCCUGGGCCAUGGGUGCUGGAACACGGCCCCCAGGAGGUGCCCACACCGGAAGAAGAAGAGGAGGAGGAGGAGGAGGAGCCAGAGAACCCCUACCUGAGCGAUGACGAGAAGCUCCAGCGCAGGAAGGAGAAAGCUGGGCCCAGCCUCUCCUGGGACUCCCGCCCAACCCGGCCCCCCGAGGCCUCUUACUCUCCUCUGGAGAUGAUGAAGAAGCAUGUCACAGAUGCUAAGGGCCCCCACUCAGAGCCAGAGUGGCAGGUGGGCAGCAGGCCCACUUCCCGUCUUGGAGGCAGCCUUCUCUUUGGUGGUCUGGAACCACUGGGCACAAAACUAUCUGCUCUGGCCCCCCACGGGGCACCAGGUCUCAGGAAGGUGCCAGGACAGCUGCCCCUGCUCUGCAGUGAAAGGCCGCCACCAGAGAAGCCCACAUGUACCAGGCCCCCUGAGGGCUGGAGUCCAGCAUCGAAGACCCAGGGCAAACUGAAUACCAGGCCUGGAAAGAUGAUCCUCUUCUCGGAGCCCGGCUGCCAAGGCAGCAGCAGGGAGGUUUGGGAAGACACUGCCGAUGCCUCCAGCUGGGCCCACGUGGCCUCCAUAAGGGUGGUUCGAGGCUGCUGGCUGCUGUAUGAAGAGCCGGAGUUCCGGGGCCAGAAGCUGAUUCUGCCUGAAGGAGAUGUGGAGCUCGGAGCCUCAGGGCCAGCGUGGAGUACCCAAGGCAUCGGCUCCCUGAGGAGGGCUGUCCGAAACUAUAUUACCUCGGAAAUCAGCCUGUACUCUGAGGAGGGUUUCAAAGGGGAGCAAGUGAAGCUAACUGAGGCCUUGGAGGACCCCCAGAGCCUGGGGAGGCCGCUACAGGUGUCAUCUGCCACUGUCUCUGCAGGACUGUGGCUGCUGUACCCCAAACCCUUCUUUGAAGACACUCCCUGCAUCUUGGAGCCUGGAGAGUACCCCACUUCAGAGGCCUGGGGUACAUCAAACCCCAGCGUGGGUUCCCUGAAGCCCAUGAGAUUGGGCUGCCCAAGAGUGGAGAAGCCAGGGGAGCCCAAGGCUGUGGUGUAUGAGGCCCCAGGCUUUCAAGGCCGGAGCUGGGAAGUGAGCAGAGACAUCUACAACCUUCAGCAGCCAGAGGACAGCCACAGCCCCCACCUGGCUUCCGUGGGGUCCCUGCAAGUUCUUGGUGGCUGCUGGGUAGGCUAUGAGAAGGAGGGCUUCCGGGGCCACCAGUAUCUGCUGGAGGAGGGCGAAUAUGCUGACUGGUCACACUGGGGGGGCUAUGAUGAGACGCUGACCUCCCUGCGGGUCAUCCGGACGGACUUUGCGGACCCGGCCGUGGUGCUGUUUGAGGCCAUGGACUUCGAGGGGCACGGCGUAGAAGUGAGCGAGGCACUGCCGGACUUGGAGCUGGCGCGACACGGCCCGCACACGCAGGCUAUCCACGUGCUCAGCGGCGUGUGGGUGGCCUAUCAGGAGGUGGGCUUCUCCGGCGAACAGUACGUGCUGGAGAAGGGCGUGUACCGCAACUGCGAAGACUGGGGAGCGGGCAACAGCGCCCUCGCCUCGCUGCAGCCGGUCCUGCAGGUUGGGGAGCACAAUCUGCACUUUGUCUCAAAGAUUCAGCUUUUCUCGGGCCCCAACUUCUUGGGAGACCACAUCUCAUUCGAGAAUGACCAGACCUCUCUUCCCGCCUCCUUCCAGCCCCAGUCCUGCCGUGUCCACGGCGGCAGCUGGAUCCUGUUUGAUGAGAAGAACUUUGAGGGUGACCAGCACGUUCUCUCCGAGGGCGAGUUCCCCACCCUCACGGCCAUGGGCUGCCUAGCCUCCACAGUCCUGAGCUCUCUCCGGAAGGUACCCCUGCACUUUUCAGAGCCCUCCCUUUUCCUAUAUGGCCUGGAAUGCUUCGAGGGGAAGGAGAUUGAGCUCAAUGGGGAGGUGCGGAGCCUGCAAGCUGAGGGCUUCAACAACCACGUGCUGUCUGUGCGGAUCCAGGGGGGCACCUGGGUGCUGUGUGAGCACAGUGACUUCCGAGGCCGCCAGUGGCUGGUGGGCAGCUGCGAGAUCACCAACUGGCUGACCUACAGUGGGACCCAGAGGGUGGGUUCCCUCUACCCCAUCAAGCAGCGCCGGGCUUAUUUCCGCCUCUGGAAUGCGGCACUGGGAGGCUUCCUGGCAGUGCCGGACCAUGUGGAGGACAUGAAGGCGGGCCGUGUGGUGGUCUCUGAGCCUGGAGCCGGAGGCAGCUGCAUCUGGUACUAUGAAGAUGGGCUGCUGAAGAACCAGGUGGCUCCCACCAUGAGCCUGCAGGUGAUUGGGCCCCCCAGCACAGGCUCCAAGGUGGUGCUGUGGGCUGAGAGCCGCCUUCCCCGCCAGACGUGGAGCAUCAACGAAUCGGGCCACAUCUGCAGCCAGAUGUUCGAAGGCCGGAUCCUAGAUGUGAAGGGUGGCCGGGGCUAUGACCAGGACCAUGCAGUGCUGUGGGAGCUGACCAAGGACAGGGUGUCCCAGAUCUGGACUGUCCAUGUGCUUUGACACUCCCCUUUUCCAGCCCUGGCGGCUUUCCCUGGGAUGAAAUGUUUGUAUAGGUUUUGUUGUUGUAAAAUAAGUUGUUUUCUAAUAUGCUGUCAGUAUCCU
Pteropus alecto (black flying fox) is the source of this 4665-nucleotide messenger RNA. RefSeq names its product crystallin beta-gamma domain containing 2 (gene CRYBG2). The transcript is spliced from 19 exons. Lineage: Eukaryota; Metazoa; Chordata; Mammalia; Chiroptera; Pteropodidae. Bases 1 to 4563 code for a protein of 1520 amino acids. The record is from RefSeq and is a predicted model, not a curated record.